ACUAAACGGCCCUUAACCUCUCCGCUAAAAAUAUACAGAUGUCUUCCUCUCAAGCAUCGUCCUAUGUAAAUGAAAACUAUGCUGAUGAGAAAGCUUAUGCUCAAUAUUAUAAAGAGCUACAUACAAAGAUAUCCAAAGAAUCCCCAUUCUAUAUCUUAAUGUCGAGAGGGAUUGAUAGAGAUGUAUCAGACUAUGUUAAAAAAUACAGUGAUCGGUAUAAACCAGCGCCUAGAAUGAGUCAGUCAUUGUUUUUUUUGAGACUGGAGCCAUCAUUUUUUCCAGAAGAGCUUUUUGAUGUAUUUUUGAAAGAAUAUAAGGGUUUAUAUGAGGAAAAAGUUAAAGAACCUGUUGUUUUAGAAUUUCCAGAGGGAUUUGCAAGUAUUUUUGAGGAGGAGAUGAAGGAAUUGCAUGAAAGCGAGUCGGAUAUUGUAGAGGAAAAUGAUCAAGAUGAUGAUUUUGAAGAUGAUGAUAAUAAUGAUUAUGAAGAUAAUUAUUUUGAUCCAGGUGAUGAGGAUUAUGAAGAUGGUUCAUUUUCUAGGGAUAAUGUUGGUGAUUAUUUUUAAAGAUCAAUUUUUAGAAUAUUUUUAAUAAAUAGCAAUUAUUUUGGUU
Pneumocystis carinii B80 is the source of this 609-nucleotide messenger RNA. RefSeq lists its product as hypothetical. The record is from RefSeq and is a predicted model, not a curated record. NCBI's taxonomy places the organism in Eukaryota, Fungi, Ascomycota, Pneumocystomycetes, Pneumocystales, Pneumocystaceae. Gene Ontology annotation, biological process: transcription by RNA polymerase III. The transcript has 2 exons. The coding region runs from base 39 to 563 and encodes 174 amino acids.